GUGGAGCCGGUAAGAGAGACCGGUACGUCUCUUUACCACGUAAGACCGCCACGUUAAAACGGAUUUAUCGUUCGCGACGAGUCGUCAUCAUGGAGAGACACCUCUCCCUUCCUAUUCUCUUUCUCUCUUUCUUUCUCCUCCUCCUUCUCCUCCUUCUCCUCGUUCUCCUCUUCCUCCUUUUUCUCCUCUUCUUCCUCUUUCUCUUUCUCUUUCCUUUCUCGAUCGGUCGACCGGACAAUUGAGGAGUCAGUGCUCAACGACCUCGCGAAACGUUUCACGCACGGAUACGGGCGUUUCUCUUCCCGGUAUCAUCUCCUUAUCUUCUUAUUAUUUCUCUUUCUCUUUUCACAGUUUAUAAGUACUUUUUAUCGUUUUUUUUCUCUCUCUUUUUCUCUUUCUCUCGGUCGAAAGAGAGAGAAAGAGAGAGAAAGAAAGAGGGAGAGAGAGAGAGAGAGAGAGAGAAAACGGCGAUUCAUUUGGUAGUAAAAAAUCGUGGGUGGAAGUGAGACAUGUCGGUGGAGACAAGUGGAAACGUGCCACGUUGGUCGGACAUGGUUUUCUCGAUGUCAUCUCGAGGAAGCACAUGGACGUUCAGAGGACGCCUUGCGUAUUGUUUCUCGAAGAUCGGUUCUAAAAUCGAUGAAAGAACAUGAUAGUUUUUGACUGAUGAUGAUAAUGGUAAUAAUGAUAAUGAUAAUGAUAAUGAUAAUGAUAAUGAUAAUGAUGAUGACGACGACAACGACGAGGACGACGAGGUCGAUGAUAAUUUAUACGAGACUCGCAUGACCGACCGGCGUUUACUCUGAAGGAUCUCGGAAAAUGCCGGUAUAAGGCAAAAGAAAAAGAGGAGGAAGAUGUUGAGGUGGAGGAGGAGGAGGAGGAGGAAGAGGAGGAGGAGAAGGAGAAGGAAAAAGAAGAAGUGAAGUCGAGCACAACGUCCGGGGCGAGCGCCGCUCCUGACGUCGAAAAUUCCUCGCUCGGAGGCAGUUAAACGUCUCGUAAAUCUUAGACGAUCGCGCAUACGCGAAUAUAGGAUGUUGAGAUAUAACUUUGCUUCGGAGUCGCUAAUAUCGUCCAUGGCGAGCAUAUAUAUCUACGUAUGUAUAAACGGUGGUCCGGUAGAAAAGGACGUAUCCUCGAACAUCGUUAUUCGUUCUUGAAAGGAGGUGUCUCGAUCAAUCAUUCGAGAUAUAACUUUAUCGUGAUCUUAGAAUAUUGUUAUCAUCGUACGAUGUCAGUGGUGAAUCGAGAAGUACAUUGUGCGUGAGUGCUCAAGUUCCAUUCCCAAGAAAUCGGCGUGAGCAUGUUGUUGUGAGAGUAUCAACCACUCAAGAUGGAUGGAUACGUCACUUGGAGGAGAAGACGAACAGCUUUGCGAGCUGCCGAGGUGAAUGGAAAAGGAAAGAAGAUGAAAAAGAAGAAGAAAAAGAAGAAGGAGGAGAAGAAGAAGAAGAGGCGGAAGAAAGAGAAGAAGGAAAUAAAAAAAAGGGAAGAAAACAUAAGAGGCUCGUGGCGCAAGGAUCCACUUUCGCGGGACAAAAGGGACUUUAUUACGAAGAGGCUGCUUGCGACAGACGAGAGAACAGGAGGGUGGAGAAGGGCCGAGGAGGGAGAGAUCGUUUCUGGAAUCGGACCGGCCGAUCGAUAUAAUCAGACGGUAGAAGAGAACUGUUCGGUGACCGUCUGGAUAUACAGGGUGAGAAGUAUCCUCCAGGUUCCUCGACUUCGAUCCAGACGGCUACGCAAGCUCUGCGGAUGAAAAGAAGGAAGGAAGGAAGAAAGGAAUAGAGGACAGACGGACGGACGGACGAACGAAUGGACGGAUGGAUGAAAGGAAGGAAGGAAGGAAGGAAGGAAGGAAGGAAGGAAGGAAGGAAGGAAGGAAGGAAGGAAGGAAGGUAGAAAGGAAGCAAAAGGGGUGCACGCAUGACCCUGAACCCAACCACCACGCCAUCCUAUACAGGGGUGCGAAGCAUGGAAAAGGAUAGAGAAAGGGAGGAGGGUGAAACGAAACAGAGAGAGAAAGAGAGAGAGAGAGACGAUGUGGAGGAAGAAGGGGAAAUUACACGUACACAUACAACAUAAACGCACGCGGACGCAUACAGAUACGUAUACUCUAGGGGUGGAUUGGAAGAGAACGAAGAGAGAGUGAGAGAGAAAGAGAGAGGGACUCCGCCGAGGAGAGAGUACAGUCCUCGGGAUCAAUACUCCCGCGUCUUGCGAUCAUUCAUCUUGCCACGCCCCUCUGCUCUCUCCACACACACACACACACAC
Messenger RNA from Vespa mandarinia (Asian giant hornet), 2274 nucleotides. Its product is annotated as protein PXR1-like. Lineage: Eukaryota; Metazoa; Arthropoda; Insecta; Hymenoptera; Vespidae. The record is from RefSeq and is a predicted model, not a curated record.